Molecule: messenger RNA, 573 nt
Organism: Rhodotorula toruloides NP11
Lineage: Eukaryota; Fungi; Basidiomycota; Microbotryomycetes; Sporidiobolales; Sporidiobolaceae
Product: iron-sulfur cluster assembly protein
Exons: 4
Coding region: 1-573 (190 amino acids)
Biological process (GO): iron-sulfur cluster assembly
Cellular component (GO): mitochondrion; cytoplasm
Molecular function (GO): 2 iron, 2 sulfur cluster binding
Source: RefSeq, a predicted model, not a curated record
AUGUCACUGCGCACAUCCAGCCAGCUCCUGCGCACCUCCCUGCGCACACUCGCACCACGCGCAACUCCCCCAUGUCCCGCAUGCGCCUUCGCCGCCUCCCAACUCCGCCACCCCUCCUCCUCAUCGCUCCGAACACUCUCGUACACCGCACCCGCACGCGCACCGAUCCUCGACCAGACUCCGACACCGGCUGUGCACCCGGCACCUAUACCGCCCAAGGCAAGGCCGCGGCAGGCGAUGAGGGCGAGGAAGGCGGCGUUGACGUUGUCCCCGAAGGCAGUCGACCGAAUCCGCGGCCUGCUCGACCAACCCUCUCCGAAACUGAUCCGGGUCGGCGUGCGCAACAAAGGCUGCGCCGGGAUGAGCUACCACCUCGAGUAUGUCGACAAGCCAGACAAGUUUGACGAGGUGGUCGAGCAAGAUGGGGUCAAAGUGGUGAUUGACUCGAAGGCGCUGUUUUCGAUCAUUGGGAGCGAGAUGGAUUGGCAGGAGGAUGCGUUGCAGGCGAGGUUUGUGUUCAACAACCCGAACAUCAAGGACGCUUGCGGAUGUGGAGAAUCCUUCAUCGUCUAG